AUGUCAAAUCAGCAACGAGAAGCGUGGCAACGGUUCGUUCGUCAGGUCCAGCAGGCCGCUCAGCAGGGUGGCUCCGCUGGCGGUGGACGUAAAGGUGGAAGCCCAUUUGCUGCUUUUGCCGGCCUAGGUGGCCUUCUGCUUCUGGGUGGCGGUGCUGUGCUCCUUAACUCCGCGCUCUUCAACGUGGAGGGUGGACACAGAGCUAUCAUCUAUUCGCGUCUCGGUGGAAUCCAGCCCCAGCUGUACAACGAAGGUACUCACUUUGCUAUUCCUUGGCUCCAGCGGCCCAUUGAUUUCGAAGUCCGCGCCAAGCCCCACAAUGUGGCGUCUCUGACUGGCACCAAAGACUUGCAAAUGGUCAACAUCACCUGCCGUGUUCUUGGUCGACCUCGCAUUGAAUCGCUCGCCACCAUUUACCGCACUCUUGGCCAGGACUACGACCAAGUUGUUCUGCCCUCGCUGGUCAACGAGGUGCUCAAGGCGGUUGUUGCCCAAUUCAACGCCUCGCAACUGAUCACCCAGCGCGAGAAGGUCUCGAGAUUGGUCCGUGAAAGUCUCGUGAAGCGUGCGGCCAAGUUCAAUAUGCUGCUUGACGAUGUUUCGCUCACCCAGAUGUCGUUCAGUCCCGAGUUCACUGCUGCCGUCGAGGCCAAGCAGAUCGCCCAGCAGGACGCUCUUCGUGCCGCAUUCGUUGUUGACCGGGCUCGCCAGGAGAAGCAAAGCACUAUUGUGCGUGCUCAGGGUGAGGCCCGCUCUGCGGAGCUCAUUGGUGAGGCAGUCAAAAAGAGCCGGGGCUACAUUGAUCUCAAGCGCAUCGACACCGCUCGUGAGAUCUCGCAGAUCGUCUCCCAGUCCGGUAAUCGGGUCAUGCUCGAUUCCAAAGACCUUCUGCUUAGCGUUGCCGAGGAUGUUAAAUAA
Molecule: messenger RNA, 918 nt
Organism: Wickerhamiella sorbophila
Lineage: Eukaryota; Fungi; Ascomycota; Dipodascomycetes; Dipodascales; Trichomonascaceae
Product: Prohibitin-2
Exons: 1
Coding region: 1-918 (305 amino acids)
Biological process (GO): mitochondrion organization
Cellular component (GO): membrane; mitochondrion
Source: RefSeq, a predicted model, not a curated record